ACAAAAAUUAAAAACAAAAAAAAAAACGUUGUUCUCUGUGCAUUCUGAAACAAUUUUAAUAAAUUUCAAAUAAACAAUAAAAAUAAACCUUAAAUUAAAUAAUUUCUAUGCAAACAUGGAUCAAUAUCCUACUGAAGAAGAGGAAUAUGAGCUCCUUUAUCAGGAGGAAAUGGAAAUGAUUGAUGAUAUUCCAGAAGAACAAUUAAUGAACGAAGUUGAUCAAGUCCUAAAUAAUGAACCACAACCUUGUUGUUCCAAGAGCAUCACUCAAGCAACAGAAAAUGAUGAUUUCUUUCCUGAUUCGCCACAACUUUCACAAAUCUCUGGAACAGCUGUCAAUCGUCGUCUAUUUGGAACUCCAACUGGGGCGAAAAGAGCAUUUUCCACUCCAGUUGCCAAACGAAUGGCACCAAUCGAGGAAAUAGUCUUACCACCGGAUGUCCAAGAGGAACUACAAAACAUUGGACUGAGUAAAAAGCGAAGACUUGAAAGAGAUCUCUUUGGAGACAUUGAUGACUUGGAUGGCAAUAUCACCUACGUAGACCAAGAGGCUAAGAAGAAGAAACUCGAUGAGGAUCGUGACCGAGAAAUGAUACAAAAGGUUCUCGAAGCCAGAAAACUUCAUCAGGCAAUGUCGAAUGCAUUGAAGAAACCUAAAGUCAGUCAACUCGAUGCGAUUCAUGAUUUUAAGAUGAGGAAUCUUUCUUAUCAUGUUCCACAGUGGCCAUUUAUACCUUUACAGCGGAGUGACCAUGAACGAGUCUACGUUCGAUACCACUCGAUGGACUAUGAAACGAAACACAUAAAUGACAUCAAUGUGUUUAGCAAAGGCUAUCGAGGACUUCUUGGUGAGUCUAAGGAAGACAUAUGGAAUGAUGCUAGGGAAAUGGUCGUGCGAAGAAUGACAACAUCUAGUACACAACAAGCUAUAAAUCCGCCUCGUGCUAUUGAUGUUCCUGAACAAGGUCUUGUAGGCUCGAGUAACUUAUGGGUAGAAAAGUACAAACCUAAGAAGUACUUUGACUUGCUCUCUGAUGAAGGCACUAACCGAAAUCUUCUGUAUUGGCUUAAGAUGUGGGAUAAAGUUGUAUUUGGCAAAGAGUUCAAGCCAAGAGAAGAAAAGGAAGACACCAAAGGUUUAAGGAACUUCAAUAAGCAAACAGGCAAAUUUGAAUUGAAAGGAGGAUGGAAGAAAACAAGGAAAUCCAAUCUAAACACAAAUGUUGACCCUCUCGGAAGACCUAUGCAAAAAAUAGCUUUGCUCUGUGGACCUCCUGGUUUAGGAAAAACAACCUUAGCGCACACUAUAGCUACUCAUGCUGGCUAUCAAGUAAGAGAAGUAAAUGCCUCUGAUGACAGAAGUCCGGAUGCAUUUCAAAUGGCACUCGAGAAUGGCACUCAAAUGACAUCUGUAUUGAACACCGACAAGAGGCCUAACUGCAUUAUUUUAGAUGAAAUCGAUGGAGCACCCAGACAAUCAAUAGAGUUCCUCAUACGCUUUAUAUCUGAUAAUGUGGUUGCCAAAGCUAGCAAAAAAGGUGCAAAAACACAGAAAAAUGUUUUGAGACGGCCUAUUAUUUGUAUAUGCAAUGAUCUUUAUGAACCUGCCUUGAGACAACUGCGUCAAGUGGCCUUUGUUGUAACCUUUCCUCCAAUCGCCUCACCUCGCCUUGCUGAGAGACUGAUGGAGAUAGCCAGAAAAGAAAGGAUUAAGACAGAUUUUGGAACGCUUAUCUCACUGGCCGAGAAAUCUGGAAACGAUGUUCGGUCCUGCAUAUCAACCAUGCAAUUUUUCAACGCAAUGAAAAAAGGCAUCACCUUGUCAGAUGUUCUAAAUAGUAAUUUUGGCCUUAAGGAUCGACAUAGAGGACUGUUUGAUGUGUGGGGUUCAAUAUUCAAGAUACAACGACCUCAAAAACAACUCGAUGCAAAAGGUGCCGCUGAUGGAGGUCCUUUGGUAUCAAUGACAGAUAUGAGUCAAUCUACCCGCGUAAAACAUAUUCUACAAGUUGUUCAUUCUGGAGGCGAUUAUAAUAUUUUAAUGCAAGGAGUUUAUGAAAAUUAUCUUCAACAAAAAAUGCCAGAUCCUUAUUUGAAUGGUGUCACUGAAGCAACCAAAUGGUUUUGCUUCUCGGACACAGUCCAACAACAUAUUCAACACUUGCAGAAUUAUACAGUAUACCCAUAUCUGCAGUAUGGUUUUGUCGUUUGGCAUUUGCUGUUUGCCACUUUGGCUUAUCCAAAUGUUAGUUUUCCAAUGCGCGGACAUGAGUUUAACCAAAAGACUACGUUACAAAAGCAGCUCUUUCAAAGUUUCAGAAAAGGCAUUUGCUGCGGCUCAGUUGGUAUUGGUCAGGGUAAAGUAAUUUUGGUUGAGACUGUGCCAAUGUUGAAGAGAAUUCUAUCACCAAAAAUGAGAACUGUUGCAGUGCAACUUUUGUCAGAAAAAGAAAAAGAAGAAUUUACUCAUACGAUAAACAUUAUGGUUGAUUUAGGACUUACUUAUACCCAAGUAAGGAUCUCCGAAGGAACUUAUAAUUAUCAAGUAGAACCUGAUUUGGAUACACUGGCACAAUUUCCUGGUUGUCCGGGAAUACAAGUUAAUUAUCUUGGAAAACAAUUGAUUUCACGUGAAAUUGAAAUGGCACGAAUGAGAAGAUCAGUUCCAAAAGCAAUAGCUGGAACACAGAAAAAUAAAAAUGCUGAAAAUGGAGAAAAAACUACUAAGACAGCAGAAAGCAUAGCAAAAGAUACUCAAACUGCUUUCCUUGAGAGGAUAAAUCCAAAAUGGAUCGCUGAUAAGAAGCCCAAAAAAGUGAAAAAAAUCCCAAAGGAUUUCUUUGGCAGGGUAAUAGUUAAAACAGCGGAGGUUCUAGCAAAAGAGGCUGAACUUGAUCCAGUUGUUAAGAGUCCUAUUUGGUUUAAGUACAAAUUGGGAUUUACGAAUGCGGUUAGGAAAGAUGUUACCAUCAAUGAUUUGCUUUGAAUUUAUUUUUUAUUCGUUUAAAGUUAAAUGUAAUUAUUUAUUAUAAGAAAUGUGAUAAAAUAAAGUUUUUUUUUUAAACUAACAGA
Molecule: messenger RNA, 3072 nt
Organism: Episyrphus balteatus (marmalade hoverfly)
Lineage: Eukaryota; Metazoa; Arthropoda; Insecta; Diptera; Syrphidae
Gene: cutlet
Product: chromosome transmission fidelity protein 18 homolog
Exons: 15
Coding region: 116-2986 (956 amino acids)
Molecular function (GO): ATP hydrolysis activity; ATP binding
Source: RefSeq, a predicted model, not a curated record